Messenger RNA from Penicillium cosmopolitanum, 984 nucleotides. RefSeq names its product zinc-binding alcohol dehydrogenase family protein. NCBI's taxonomy places the organism in Eukaryota, Fungi, Ascomycota, Eurotiomycetes, Eurotiales, Aspergillaceae. The record is from RefSeq and is a predicted model, not a curated record. The transcript has 3 exons. Gene Ontology annotation, molecular function: oxidoreductase activity, acting on NAD(P)H. The coding region runs from base 1 to 984 and encodes 327 amino acids.
AUGAAAGAAGCUGUAAUCGACAAGGACACGGGGGUGACAAUUCGCGAUGUCACCAUUCCUGUUCCCCAGCCAGGACAAGUCUUGAUCAAAGUGAUUGUUUCAGGAACCAAUCCCAAAGAUUGGAAAUUGCCAGUUUGGCUGUCGGACGCCCCGCCAGCCAACCAAGGAGAUGAUAUUGCCGGGUUUGUUGAGGCUGUGGGGAGGGAGUCUCCAAGAAGCUAUGCGGAAUAUGCGAUCGCCUGGGAGCACACAACCUUCCACAUUCCGGAGAAAACCAGCUUUGAAGAGGCUGCCUCUAUUCCCCUUGCCGCAAUGACAUCCGCCCUGGGAUUGUUUCAAAGAUUAAGUUUGCCCGUUCCGUGGCAUCCUGCGACUGAGGCGUUACCCCUGGUUGUGUAUGGCGGUGCAUCGGCGGUUGGGGCCUUUGCAAUCAAGCUGGCUCAACUCUCAAAUAUCCAUCCGAUCAUCGCCGUGGCCGGUAAAGGCGCACCAUUUGUGGAAACUCUCAUUGACAGAUCCAAGGGGGACACCAUAAUCGACUACCGCGAAGGUGACAACGCCGUCCGCGAGAAAGUCCGAAGUUCUGCCGGCGGUCUUCCAAUCCACCAUGCCUUCGACGCGGUUUCCGAGAAGGGGUCAUAUCAGAACCUGGGCGAGGCCCUCACUGCGCCCGCAAAGAUCACGGUCGUUUUACCCGGUAAAGACUAUAGCGAUCUUCCAAAGGGAGUUGAGGCCAUAACCACGAAUGUUGGAGCGGUUCACCAGUCCCCAGAACCGGGACAGACAGUGGGCGACAUCGAGUUUGGUGCUGCAUUUUUCGCAUUUUUCGGAAGAGGUUUGGCACAGGGAUGGUUCACGGGUCAUCCCGUCGAGGUGCGACCUCGUGGGUUGGCUGGUCUCGAAGGCGCAUUGACAGACUUGCGGGAGGGGAAGGCUUCGGCAGUCAAGUAUGUAGUGCGCGUCGGCGACACGCCAAAUCUGUAG